AUCUGGUGGACUUUGCUCAGUAAUUGUGUCUGAUACCUGCAGUGGAGUUCAAAGGUCUCCACUGUUGUUAGUUCCUGAGUUCCUGAGAAGCUGUUUCGCGACCGAAGGGCUCGAAAAGAAAGGAAAGGUUUGGAUGGUUUUUUGGGAGAGGUGGAGGGAGGGGGGAGGUUACCAGUUAAGGUAUGUUGAAACAUAUCUAAGACUCGAAAACUGAACGUUUAAGGCAGAAUGUUGGUAUUGCUUUGGGUAUUUGUUUAGUAUUGAUUUUUUUUUUUAUGUCAAAGUAUUUCCGCUUUCUGGUUAACUCUUGUUGUGCUGAACUUACCGUAAUUCUACAUUUUACAUCUAGAUACUAUGGAUAACUUUCACUUGAGUGUCAUUGUGGUGGCCCUUUACUUUAAUCUUCCUGGAUUGGCGGGAACCAAGUCACAGCGGAUUCUUCUUGGUACACAUCACCGUUCAGGCUGCCGGUGGGAUGUGGAGUUCUCAGUGAAUUGUUCUUUUACCGGAAUAUCUACUAUUCCAGAAGAUACAUCCCAAACAGCAAUAACGGCUGAUUUUAGUUACAAUAAUAUUAAAACUUUUACGUGCGCUGAUGGAAGAAGUGAAGAAUGGAUGCUAAAACACCUGAAUCUCAGUAACAACCUUAUUUCUGAACUCUCCUUAACAACUUGUAGAAAUUUACCUGUUUUAGAAACUCUAAACCUCGAUGGGAAUGCCAUCCGCACCCUCGCGCUGGACGUACCCACACCUGCACAUGGGUCUCAGACGUACGGCAAAGUCCAUCGGCUCCUGCCUGCUUUGAAAGUCUUGUCAGUUGAAAGAAAUAACCUUAAUAGAGUUCCAAAAGGACUGGGCCGGCUGCAGUCUCUGCAAACCGUCCGUUUGUCGUCCAAUGGCAUAGGACAGAUUGAUGCGAGUGAUUUUCAGAACUGUUCACAGCUGAAGGACAUCCACUUGCAAAACAACAAGAUAACUAAAAUUCAUCCAGACACCUUCAGGGAUCUCAACAAAUUACAGGUCGUGGAUCUCCGUGAAAAUGCUCUGGCAACCCCUUUACCACAGAUAUUAAUCAGCUUGAACUUCUUUCGACUUGAAGUGGGUUUGUCAAAUAACGCCUGGGUAUUUAACUGCAGACUGAACGCUUUCAAACACCCGUUUCAUUUUUUUUUUGACUCCCCGAGGAAAAAAUGGAGUAUUUCAUACGAUACAUCUGCCAACAACUCACAGAAACCUCUGCUGUAUCUUUCAAGCUUCCACUUAAACUGCAGCGACGGGGUUUUGCUCAAGAGGGCUGUAAUCCCGGCAGGGAAGACAUCGGUGCUGGACUGUGACCGGGACAACAGGCGGGGUAAUGGAGUCUCUUGGUGGACACCUGAAGGCCAAAUUUCAGAAGAUAACAGCGUUCCUCAUAUGACACUGGAUAAAAUGAAUAACUUAGUGAUACACAAUGCUGAGAAAACCGCUGAAGGGUUAUAUUUGUGUACUUUUAAUACAACCAAGAAGAAAUACCUCAUCUACAGCGUACAGGUGAAAGAAAGGGUUUCGACAACAUUUUUGGUUAGAAAAGGCCGGGACACUAACGCCGUUUUUAGCCAGGGGAGAACAGAGCAGGACCUGGCCCUGGCCGUCUGCCUCUCGGUUCUCAUCACCUUCGUCUGUGCUUUUUGCCUGGGUGCUUUUGCUAGACCCUACCUUGGGAGCCUGUGGAGACUCAUGUGCAGGCAUAAAACUUCAAGUUCGGAACACACUUAUUCUAAUCAAGCUUUUUCAGAUGAAACCUUGCGCAGAGAGAGCUCUGCAAGCAAACCGACAAACAUGCAGGGUGAUUUGUUCAUCUGCGAUGAGAAUCCUUCAAGAAAAACAAGCAUUUUUGCUACAGAAGCCCCUACUUUGCAUGCAAAUGUCACCGGUAGCAGCGUACCUGCACGGAAUACUGAAGAAGAGUCCCAGAAACAAAGGAGCAAUGAGAACAACGUGAUUUCAGACAUCAAAACUAGUAUCGGCAAUUAUGAAAAUACAAAUGUUGAUGAGAAUGGACUAUUUUCUGGAAGGGCAGAUUACAAGAACAGCAAGGAAGUAAUGCCAGGAAAAUUAAUGAGUAAUGGCACUUCAUUACCGAAAGAUUCAAAAUAUGCAAAUAAAGAGCCAGAGAAGAGCAGGUUCCCUCCCAUACCCAGCAGACUGAAUGCCGACUCCUACUCAAAUCACAAUGACUCUUCAGAUUUGGAUUUAUCCUUCACAGGAGAGCCUGGCUUUCCAUUUUCCUCAGUACAAACAACACAUGCGGUUGCACAAGAUUCUAGGAACAGUGAGGUGCGCAACAACUCUGGCCCGCUGCAGUCUGAAAUCACAAAGGCUACACCAGACCCUCCUGAAAGAAAAGGCAUUUUUUCACAUAAUGAACCCAUGAGCAGUACAGAAUUUAUGCCUGGAAGGCAGCACGGUGAUGAACAACUUGGUCUAAACAGCAACGUAACUACAACCAGUGAUGCGGGAGAUUUUAUUUUACCCAGUAGCUGCAAGAGGGAUACAAAUAUUGAGAAUUUACAUCUCUACCAAACAACAGAAAACUCUCCUCUUACAGAGUACGACUGUAAAACGGAACGUACCAAUGAAAAAUAUGCUCCAGCAGAUCUAUUUGGCGAUAGUUCUUCAGAUGAAGGGACUCCAUUCACAAUGAGCGACUGUAGUUCUUUAGCAGACUUUGAACUGGAAGAACCUGACGCCAGUGACAACCUGCCAGCCUGUCAGUCGCCACCAGAGGAAGCCGACAGGAACAGCGGAGCCGAGGAGUCCUCCGCGCUGCCAGAGUCUCCAAGCAUUGCUGCUGAACUGCAGCACAUUUGGGAAAACGAGGACGAGAGCAAUGAGUACUUUGAAACCACUCUUAAUUAUGGAUCAGGUACCAUCAUGCCCGAAACAGCAUCCCCUCACGCUGAUAAAUGUGCCCAUGUAAGCGCGUCAGAUUCAGACACAGCGAGUUCUUCAGGUCAAGAAGUUCCCGAUAUGUUUGAUUAUUUUACUAAUGCAGAGUCAACAGUGCAAAACCCCGAUUCUCUCCACAACCAAAGUACAGAUUUUGGUAAUACGUUCCUUUCGUUAAAACAUCCUCCCGCGUCUGACACAGACACGGAGAACACUCCUGAAGAGGCUGAAGCGCAGCUGUAUCUGUUUGCCAUUGAACCACAGCAUUCCCUCAGCUCCACUCCCCCUGAAGCAGAAGAAAACGCACCAGAGGGAAGCGCAGACGAGCACAAAGACUGGAACUCCUCCGAAAAAGUUCACGGUGAAGGGGACAUCACGUUCAGAAGAAACACAAGUACAUCCGAGGACAGUGAUUUUAUUUUUGCUCCCAUUGAUACUGGUUUGAAUGAAAUUGUUGAACACACAUCUCCACUGCAUUCCAGCGACGAAUCAUCUCUUCAAUCUCUGCCUGAACACACAGCCGAAAAACAUAUUAUGGUUAUCACAGAGAAAGACGACUUGCUGACACAGGGGAAGGAGGUGAACACAGCUAAGGCUUGUGCAGAUAAAAUGCAAACAGGUUUUAACGAGGAAAACUGUGAUGGAUACGCAGAAUUACAGGAUACCAGCAACUGUAGUCUGCCCGAAGAAACACAGUCUUGCAACCUUAGGGCAGAUCUGCUGCAUCUUCACUCUUCUGGGAAAAUGCCAUCAGUCUUCAACACAGAAGAUCCCUUCCGACUGGAUCAGGGUGAUGAGGAUGCAUAUUCCUUCUCAGUCCCACGGGGCUUCUUCGAUGAAAGCACGCGAUACAGUUCACCUUCAGUCCCACAACAGACUACAGGAAACAUCAUCUCCGAAAGCACCGAUUCCAGCGAGACGGAGGAGGACGCUACUUGGACGGGGCCGGAGAACGAUUCUACAGCAGCCGUCGACCUCCAGAAUUCAAGUGAAAAACUCAGUCAAAAGAGUCAGACCAGUUUAGGACAGGGCCAGUUUUUCGUUAAGAAGAAAAGAGCGUUUGAUGGAUUUGCUAACGUUUUGCAAAGCAGGAGAACAAACGUCAACAGUUGAGACACAAAAGCGUAAUACUGAGCUCCCACAGUGUUUAUGUUCUAUAGCAGGCGCAAAAAUGAUUGUGUCUUCAAGUGAAGUGUGUAGCUUUUAAUGACUGUUAAAUACCAUGGGUUGUUUGGGGUUUGUUUUGGUUCCCCCUCACUACAACUAUCUGCCUUUAACUUCAGAAACCCAAGUUACGGAACUAGACUUCACGAUGAGAUGUUUAAAGCCUGGACCCAUCCCAUUUAAAAACACCGUGAUUCCAAAGGGUAAUUCAGGCGAGAAGCCAUGGACUUCUGUUUAGAAGGGUAUUUGUAAAUAAACAAGAAUAGAUUUUAUGAAAAACAAUGCUAGGAUAACUCAAAUGAGUGAACUACUCAGUAGUUAUAACUGAUAACAGAACUUUUGCUGAGUUAUAAUAAUAAUAUAUAUUUACUUUCUCAUUACUGUUGGUACUAAAGUAUUGUUUUCCCUUCGAAUUUGCCUCUGAUAUGCACUGUUUUGUUUCUCUAAAAUAAAUGUUACACUGAAAUUACCAUUACAUUUAUUACUAUUAUUGUGUGUUCCCAUGGGACUCGCCCUAUAAAGUGAAAUAGUACAUAUUACUGUCUCCUGCUCUUUGAACCAAAUUUGCCAAUUAAGCACCUCUGAAUUCCCACAGUUUUGCAAAGACAGGUAAAGUCCAAGCAGUAUUCGAUUAUACUUAAAAAAAUUACUUUUUAACUUGGCGAGACAUAGAGAGUAAUGAAACGCUCCUUUCUCAAAGCAACAGAACAGAAUCCAAACCUUGCAGAAGAGUCCGUUAUGGAGAUCCAGCUACCGAUGGGACACCACCUGUAGUUUGCAGAUGUGAUGACAUGGGCAGGGUAAUUUAAAAAAGACAACCUACUAUUCCUAAGCUAUAAUUCCCUCUAAAGAAGGAUGCUAUACCCAACUUCAAAAUUUUACUGAGAGGGGCAAAUCAAGAGCAGCUCAAAACUGCUGUAUUGGAAUAUCAAUAGCUUGAUAUACGGUAACUUUUUCUAAGCCAAAAGAUAACAAAUGUCAGAUAAACUUUUCUCUGAAUAUGGCCCAAGGCUCUUUUAACACACAGAGUAUCAUUGAUGUAGUCCUUGAAGGGGAAUGUCAUCACGAAGGGGAAUGGUCCCAUGUUCCCAGGAAAUGCUGGAGGCUGGCCAGCAGUGCUGGGAAAACUCUGUUAUGAAGACACCAUUAAUUCAGUAAAAACUCCGAACAGAAGGAACGCAUUUCAAUUCCAUCAGACGAGGAACAAGUCCAA
Chroicocephalus ridibundus (black-headed gull) is the source of this 5305-nucleotide messenger RNA. It is a transcript of the gene LRRC66, whose product is annotated as leucine rich repeat containing 66. Gene Ontology annotation, molecular function: protein binding. Bases 355 to 4041 code for a protein of 1228 amino acids. NCBI's taxonomy places the organism in Eukaryota, Metazoa, Chordata, Aves, Charadriiformes, Laridae. Gene Ontology annotation, cellular component: extracellular matrix. The record is from RefSeq and is a predicted model, not a curated record. The transcript is spliced from 4 exons.